AUGCAAGGGUUCAUCAAGAAGGAGGCGGAGGAGAAGGCCAAGGAAAUCCGCCUCAAAGCUGAUGAAGAAUACGAAAUUGAAAAGGCGCUGAUCGUUCGAAGCGAGCUGGCAGCUAUUGACCAGAUCUACCAACAAAAGCUCAAGAAAGCGUCAUUGGCCCAGCAAAUUCAGAAGUCUACAGCCGCUAACAAAUCGCGGUUGAAGGUUUUAGACGCCAAGGAGCAGGUGUUGGAGCAAUUGUUCGAUGAGGCUGCCGAAUCUCUUAAGAAGUUCACUAAAGAUACCGACAAAUAUACCAAGGUGAUGGCGGGGUUAAUUGCUGAAGGUGCGCUCACUUUAUUAGAACCUAAGGCUACCGUUAAAGUGACCAAAGCUGACGUGGACGUCGCCAAUAAGGCCAAGGAUGAGGCGGCUAAGGUUUACAAGGAGAAGACGAAUAACGACAUUGAAAUCACCGUCACCGAAGGUUUGGAGGACAAAGAGAUUGGUGGCUGCAUCGUGGUGAACGGUAAUGGUGCGAUCGAGGUGACGAACACAUUGAGAGAACGGCUCAGCUUGUUGAACGAGGGAGCCUUACCCGCGAUCAGACUCGAAUUGUUUGGACCCUCGCCUACUAGAAAGUUCUUCGACUAG
Messenger RNA from Diutina rugosa, 633 nucleotides. RefSeq names its product H(+)-transporting V1 sector ATPase subunit E (gene VMA4). Gene Ontology annotation, biological process: proton transmembrane transport. Gene Ontology annotation, cellular component: proton-transporting two-sector ATPase complex, catalytic domain. The coding region runs from base 1 to 633 and encodes 210 amino acids. Gene Ontology annotation, molecular function: proton-transporting ATPase activity, rotational mechanism. NCBI's taxonomy places the organism in Eukaryota, Fungi, Ascomycota, Pichiomycetes, Serinales, Debaryomycetaceae. The transcript has a single exon. The record is from RefSeq and is a predicted model, not a curated record.